Messenger RNA from Etheostoma spectabile (orangethroat darter), 805 nucleotides. RefSeq names its product NADH:ubiquinone oxidoreductase subunit AB1b (gene ndufab1b). The record is from RefSeq and is a predicted model, not a curated record. Gene Ontology annotation, cellular component: mitochondrion; respiratory chain complex I. Gene Ontology annotation, molecular function: acyl carrier activity; acyl binding. The transcript is spliced from 5 exons. The coding region runs from base 83 to 535 and encodes 150 amino acids. Lineage: Eukaryota; Metazoa; Chordata; Actinopteri; Perciformes; Percidae. Gene Ontology annotation, biological process: fatty acid biosynthetic process.
ACAUCUUGAGUUGUGCGCAUGCGUGACCCCGUUUCUUCUUCGCCUUGCACGCUGGGAACCACCAGAGUCACUUUUCUCCGUCAUGGCGGCCCGUGUCCUGCAGCAGUGUGUCCGCACGCUCGCCCGGCCCUCGCUGAGGCUUUCCUCCGGUAACGUGGCUUUCAGAGCCGCCGUUCACCGACCUCUAUCCUUUGCCGCAGACAGCCGGAGGACGCGGUGGGUCGGUCAGAGCAGGAUCCCUUCAGUGGGCGUAUUGUGCCGACAGUAUGGGGACCUGCCCCCCCUCACCAUAGAAACCAUCAAAGACCGUGUCAUGUAUGUCCUCAAGCUCUACGACAAGAUCAACCCUGAGAAGCUGCAGACAGCCUCCCACUUCAUGAAAGACCUGGGUCUGGAUAGUUUGGACCAGGUGGAGAUCAUCAUGGCCAUGGAGGAUGAGUUUGGCUUUGAGAUCCCUGACGGAGAAGCAGAAAAGUUGAUGACUCCGGCGGACAUUGUACAGUAUAUUGCAGACAAGAAGGACGUUUAUGAAUAAUCUGUUGUCCGCUAUAGUCCACUACAGAGAUAGGUUGACCCCAGCGUUACCUCGCAGGAAAUUUCCCACUUCCUUCCUGUCUGCUGUUCUCUGCAUUAGGGCAUCGUCGACGUCUCUGACUGUAUUUAAAUGAACAUGUUUUUUCGGGGCUUAGAGAAAAACAAAAUGAAAAUGUUAUAUCACAGUUUUGAUUUUUUUCCUUGCAGCUCCACAAUGUGGUUUCAGUGUAUAAUUUCUCAUGAAUAGAUCAAUAAAUACACAUGCUGUAUA